AUUAUCAGUGGCUUGUUCCUGUAAUGAAAGGAUGGCUAAAUAAGACAAUAAUGAAGACUAAUAUAAAGUCAGAUGAAUGAAGUCUUUAAUAGUACUUGUCUCAAAUGACAAUUCUUAGUGCAAGAGAAGAGCAUGAACCCUUUGAUAACUGAUUGAGUGGUGGCAUAAAAAAUUAGUCGCAGGGAAAGGGCUACAGAAAGAGCAAUAAAAUGAGGUGGUAAAGUCAAACGUCCUUCACACUCUCCAUCUCAACGACUUGAUUGGACCUAUUAUUUACGUAAGCUGUUAAGUCAAAACAAAAAGUCUAAGGAUGACUAUGAAGAAACAAAAACAAUCGACACCAUUACUGUGUUGUAAACAAAGAGAUGGUGAUGAAUUCUCAAUUCUGCCGAGGGACCUAUCCAGUAUUCACUUUCAUAAAUAGUGCCAGAAACUGAAACUGAAACAGGCCUCUUGUAGUAAGAUCUAGUAACGUAACAGAAAAGCGCCCUUCCCACUGCACUCCCUAUAAAACCUGCUUUAACCCUGUCAGUUAAGUGCAAAAAAAGGGGUCACGAAGUUGUUAAGCUGUUCCAAAAAAGCAACCCUUACCAUCAGGGAGUCCGGAAAUAUAGAAAUACUUCAGUUUAUCACGUUGACAGGGCACCGCUACAAAAAAUGCUCGAAUGAAAUAUUCAUCCCUGCAAUCUGACUCACACUGUGGAGGUCCCCCUCGCAGGUUUACGUUGGAAUAUUUAUCCCCGAUGCCUCGAUCAAAAUGUCCAAGAUUUAAAUGUUGGGCAACUAGGACUUUUUCUUAGAUGUUUGACCGUGAAAUAUGCGCGACGUUUACAAAACUUUACAAACGCAUCCCGCUCACGAAAGUCCGCCAUGUUUGUUUUCACAAACCAGUACUUAGACUCGCUCGGCCAAAUUUCUUAACCGGGGCGAAUUAACCGGGGCGAUCAUAGAAACUCGGUUCCAGGCCUCACUGCUUGCUCCCCCCGCUGCACAUCACGGAUGCUUCGGAGAGCGAAUUUCCCUGUGAUAGUCCAGGAUAUAAAGGGAAAGUGGACACGAUAACCGACCAACUGUAAUAGUCUUGACUUGGUGGUUUAGAGAACGAACGCGGCAAUUUGUCGAACCUUACAAUCUUUUCUGGCUUGAAAAUGGCAGAACAGGCAAAUAUUGAAGCCGUCCUGGCCGAAAAUCAACGUCUUCGUCAGUCGCUAGUGGUAAUGGUGACUGAUAGAAAGAAGAUGGCGUCGAAACUAACGGCAGUUCAAAACCUGGGACUGCAGUUACAAAAGAAGGAGCAGCAAAUCAAGACUCUUCUAGAAAAAAAUGAACGGCUUGCAGGCUCUCUAGCAAGAGCAGAGAACAGAAUAACACAGUUACCGUCGGGCGCUCAAAUAGGCGCCCUUGUUACUCCUGGUGUGUCGAAGAAAGUUUUGGAAGCUUUAACUCGCGAUAACACGAAACUAAAACAAGCGUUGGAGCAUUUAACAAAUAAAGGGCCAGCUGGAGUUGACUUGGCUGUGGAAAACCAGGAUCUAGGUGAAAUGUGCAUGACUAUAAGAGGUAUAAGGGAUUUGACAAGUGAUGAGUUAAGCAAACUCAAAAUUGCACCUGAUGCUGUACAAGGACAAAAUACACAUGCUUUGAAAAGCAAAGUAUUGCCCCAUGUCACAAAGUCACAUGUAGAUGGGAACCUGAAUGCCAAGCAGAAUGAGCUGCAAUCACUCAAGGAUGACAGGAUCUUAAGAAAGAUCUCAAGAGAGCUUGAAAAAGAGCAGAAAAGGCUGUUACAGCGAGUAAAGGAUACAAGUAAUGAACUCCGUGCCAUAUCAAGAGAUCGUGACCAGAAAGAAGGUGCACUUAAUGAACUAAAGAUGGAACAUGAACUCAUGCAGAAUGCACUGCAAGAAGAGAAAGAAAGGCUGUUGCAGGAGCUAAGGGAAACAACUGAUAAACUCUGUGCCAUGGCAAGAGAUCUUGACCAGAAAAAAGGUGCACUUAAUGAACUAAAGAUGGAACACGAACUCAUGCAGAAUGCACUUGCAGGAUAUGAGAAUGACUUUAAGACUGAGAGACAAGAGAAAGUAAGGGCUAUGUCAGACUGUGAUCAUGUUUCUCAUGAGAGGGAUCAACUUGUUCAAUGCUGUGAACGCCUAAAGCAGGAGGGUAUUGGUUUGUGGCAAUUGAGUCAAAACCCUGAGCGAAUGUACGCACAAGCUCAGGCCCAACAACAGCAGGCUAAAGUGGCAUGUGGGCAUCAAACAUAUGGCUGCACAUGUGCAUCCCCUGUUCUGGAACUUUGGCAAAAGCAACAAGCAAUGAGAUCAAGAGGAUUUGGAAUGGAAGCAAGUCGACAUGGUUUUACUGAUUCACCAACCUCUCCACCAAAACAAACACCUCCCCUGUUACCUUGGCACCCCAGCCAGGGGAGUCAUCUGCAGCUGCACCCCCACUGCAGAAAGUCAUGUCCACAAGGAAUUGUGUUACAUGUAUUGCCGAUGAACUUGGAUUGGCCAACUUCCUUUCUGUUUUUGACACAGUCAUCAUUAGACUGAUGACUUAGUCCUCACAGAAUUGAGCAUUGCAUGACAUUCGGCCUAGAUUAGGUACAUAUCGAACAUAUUCCAAAAAAAUUGCCUCCUGCAUUGGCAUCUUGAAGAGAAGCAGGUCUUUUGUUCCUUGUGGGUCCUUUUGAAACGCUCCUAUCCAUCUAUAAUGCUAUAGUUCAACCUCAUUUCGAUUACUGUAGCGUCGUAUGGGGGAAUUGCAAUAAAUCUCUUUCCAUUAAACUACAAAAACUACAGAAUCGCUUUGCGCAUAUUUUGACCUCUUCAUACGAUGCCAAUGCGGAUAAUCUCUUUGUUACUCUUGGCUGGCAAAAACAUAAUCUUCAACGAGAAUUAAAAACAGCCACUAUGGUCUAUAAAUCUCUUAA
This is a messenger RNA of Orbicella faveolata, 2932 nucleotides long. RefSeq lists its product as uncharacterized. NCBI's taxonomy places the organism in Eukaryota, Metazoa, Cnidaria, Anthozoa, Scleractinia, Merulinidae. The record is from RefSeq and is a predicted model, not a curated record.